Cephus cinctus (wheat stem sawfly) is the source of this 1322-nucleotide messenger RNA. Its product is annotated as EF-hand calcium-binding domain-containing protein 1-like. The transcript is spliced from 5 exons. Gene Ontology annotation, molecular function: calcium ion binding; kinase binding. The coding region runs from base 70 to 738 and encodes 222 amino acids. The record is from RefSeq and is a predicted model, not a curated record. Gene Ontology annotation, biological process: calcium-mediated signaling. Lineage: Eukaryota; Metazoa; Arthropoda; Insecta; Hymenoptera; Cephidae.
UUGUUCUUUUCCAAUCUUAUCAAAAUUAUAGAAUAAUUUUUCCUACUAAAUUAUAUUAACUCUAGAAACAUGCCUGCGGAAUUGCCAGUUGACAUGCUAAACGCCUCCUUGAAGGAGAUCGUCGUGAGAAGAAAGAAUCAUCAGCUUUUCAAGAAACUCGCUCAACAAACUCAUCUCAAUUACAGAGAAGUGGAAGCACUGGCCCUUAUACAUGAUAAAAUCGUAAGAGUGAUGGGACCAGUACAAAGGUUAGUUUUUCGUGACGUUUUACAUUCCGGAUUCGACCAUACAGAAAACAUUCGUCAUUUGCUAGUCGAUCGAAUAUUCGCAGCAAUGGAUAAGCAAAAUAUACUUCAGAUUUUCAUGGACCAAUGGAACGAAGGAAUGUCUAUAAUUUUACGUGGAACUCUAAACGAAAGAAUAAAUUUCGGUUACAGGGUAUACGAUCUAAUGAAAAAUAAUAGAAUCCGAAAGGAACAAAUCUUUCCAAUAAUGAGAGGCUGUCUGAUAAAACAACAACCAGACGAAGAUCCCGACGAGGGUGUCAAAGACCUCAUUGAAUUGAUGUUAAAAAAACUGGAUGUUGAUCGCGAUGGGAAAGUAUCUUUCGAAGAUUACAGUACGGCUGUUAAAGAUAGAAAUGCAUUGUUCCUAGAAUGUAUUGGUCCUAUAUUCCCGUCACGAGAUGCACGUAAUGCAUUUCUAACAUCGUUUACAGACAGAACGGGUCGAUUUUGAUUUUUCUUUUUCAAACAAAUUUUUUCUUUCGAUGCCACCAUAAAGUCCGAGAAUACCGUCCAUCGUGAGCAACGUUGUUGGCGCAAGCCUCCUCGCGACGGUAGGCUUAUUAUCGUAUUUACGACGAGGUGAACGAGUCUUCUCUAGUUGAGGACUGUUGAGGUUGAGGACUGGUUAUCCCUCAGACAAGUAUACGAGUAUACUUCUAUAUCUACUAUGUAUUCCUACGUGCAUAUAUAUGUAUAUAAGAGUGUAUACGAUUCUCGCGCCAGUGAACAGGCAAACGCGUGAAAUCAGACAGAAAAUAUCCGCCUAGACGAUCGCGUGACGCUUCACUAAAUUUUCGAGGCUGUCGAUCCUUUUGCGACUCAUCCAACGGUGAAAAGACUCGUUCACUUUGUCAACAAUUGCAAAUGGACCGCGUGUAAAUACCAUUAAUCGCAUCAAGGAAUAAAUCGAUCUAGAAGGACCGUCGCGAAGAUAUUCAUUGUACGUUCUUAUUAUUAUCAUAAUACGCGGAUAGAUAAACGAUGCACUUUAAAUCUGUGAAUAAUAUUACAUAAAUUUCAAUGUAAAAAAAUUCA